This is a messenger RNA of Arachis stenosperma, 1668 nucleotides long. Its product is annotated as lysM domain receptor-like kinase 3. Lineage: Eukaryota; Viridiplantae; Streptophyta; Magnoliopsida; Fabales; Fabaceae. The coding region runs from base 276 to 1592 and encodes 438 amino acids. The transcript has a single exon. Gene Ontology annotation, molecular function: protein kinase activity; ATP binding. The record is from RefSeq and is a predicted model, not a curated record. Gene Ontology annotation, biological process: protein phosphorylation.
AUAGGUAUCAUUUGAAGCAGACACUCAGACAGCAGACACGACUGACUGACCGACUUACUUAACAGCCAAAACAGUUUCCCUAAGACUACGAGUCCCUUGUUCCAAGUUGACACACACCAAACAUAGAACAACAUAGAUAGAAGAAAGAAGAGUAACGAUAAUCGGCCAAUGAAGAAACGAAAAACAAAGCAAAACAGAACACGAACCUGCCUUGCUGAAUUUCCUUUUACAAAGAACGUGCAAUUGUGAUCUUUUGAUAUUUGAACUAGGUUUCCAUGUGCAAGUCCAAGAAGAGCACCAACGCCGUACAACCAAUGAACAGAUUCAGAAACAAAAGCAGAACCCAACCUCAACGAUCAACCUCCACUUCUUCUCCAUCAGCACCACCACCCCUAAACACUAACUACCCUUCAUCCUCCUCCGAAGUCGCCAUCACCGAAUCAACAAGUUACGUUUUCAACCACAGAGAUAACAACGAUUGGUCCAAAUCUUAUUCCAUUUCAAGCAGCAUCGCCUCCCUCUCCAGCCUCAAAAACACUCUCCCUGAGAACCCUCACAUCUACGAUAUCUCCGAGAUCGCUGCCGCAACCGCCAAUUUCACCUCCGAAUCCCACCGCCGCCUUUCCAAUUCUUCGUGGCGAUGCUCCCUUCGGGACAGAGAUGUUGUUGUUUUUCAGCGCAAGUUUCGAAGCCUCAUGGACAUCCCGGAGCUCCGCCACCGUCUCGCGUUGAUCUGCCGGAGCCACCACAGUAGUCUUGUCAAGCUCCUUGGUGCUUCCGUCUCCGGCAAUUACAUCUAUCUGGUGUAUGAAUUUGUUCCCGGAGCCAGCCUCGCCGAUUGCCUACGCAGCCGCCGGAACCCUAGCUUCACGAACUUGCCGACGUGGAUUUCGAGGAUGCAGAUCGCAUCCGAUAUCGCGCACGGACUUGAUUAUGUUCACAAUUUCUCCGGCUCCGAUUCCGGUGCCUGUGCUGGAUCAGGAUUCGUACAUAACCACAUCAAGAGCUCCAGCAUCGUGGUGGCGGAGGCGGAGGACGGUGUCCUCCGAGGCAAGAUCUGCCACUUCGGGACCUCUGAUCUCUGCGGCGAGGCCGUUGAUGGCGGCUCUGACGGCUCCAUCGAGAAAUUGAGGAGGUCCCGCAGCCGAACGGUGAAGUUUGAGGGGACGAGGGGGUACAUGGCACCGGAAUUUCAGAUCACCGGCGUUGCGACGCAGAAGACUGACGUGUACGCGUUCGGAGUGGUGGUUCUGGAGCUGCUGAGCGGCGAUGAGGCGUUGAGAUUCGAAUUCGACGGCGAUGACGGCGAGUCUUAUCGGAGGGUGAGUGUGGUGGAUUCGGCGAGGGUGACGGCGAAGGAGCACGGCGGGGCGAGGAAGUGGGUAGAUAAGAGGCUUAGAGAUUCGUUUCCUGUUGACGUGGCAGAGAAGAUGAUUCGGGUCGGGCUAGAAUGUGUUGGAGAGGAUCCGAAUGAAAGACCCGAUAUGGGUCGGGUCGCAGUUGAAGUUUCCAAGUUGUAUUUAGAAUCACAGAAGUGGGUUGAGAAAAUGGGAACCGAUAUUGACUUUACGGUUUCAUUGGCGCCUCGGUGAUUUUUUCGUUUUAAUUUAUUUUUCUUUUGAAAAAAUUGAUUAAUCUCCAUUUUUUUAUUAUUAUAUUUGAGUUUUA